AUGACACACCUUAUACCAUGCACAACUUUUGAAAUUGAUGCUAAAGAAACAGCUCAAUUAUUAUUUCAACAGGUAUUUAGAUACCAUGGAUUACCAAUAUCGAUUGUCUCUGAUCGUGAUCCCCGUUUCACAAGUGAUAUGUGGGAAUCAUUGAUGAAGAUAAUCAACACGAGAUUAAAACUCUCAACUCCCGCUCAUCCUCAGACAGAUGGUCAAACGGAGAGGAUGAACCGGACUGUGAGAAGCAUUAUUACCAAGUACCAUGAAGAGUACAAAGAGGAAUGGGAUAAAUGGAUCCCAGCAGUGGAGUUUGCUAUCAACUCUGCUAAACAAUCGUCGACUGGCAAGUCACCAUUCGAAAUUAAUUAUGGUUUUCAACCAUUCACACCAACUAACUUGGCUUGA
This is a messenger RNA of Cavenderia fasciculata, 405 nucleotides long. RefSeq lists its product as uncharacterized. Gene Ontology annotation, biological process: DNA integration. The coding region runs from base 1 to 405 and encodes 134 amino acids. Gene Ontology annotation, molecular function: nucleic acid binding. The record is from RefSeq and is a predicted model, not a curated record. Lineage: Eukaryota; Evosea; Eumycetozoa; Acytosteliales; Cavenderiaceae. The transcript has a single exon.